Sphaeramia orbicularis (orbiculate cardinalfish) is the source of this 4952-nucleotide messenger RNA. It is a transcript of the gene plxnc1, whose product is annotated as plexin C1. Lineage: Eukaryota; Metazoa; Chordata; Actinopteri; Kurtiformes; Apogonidae. Gene Ontology annotation, biological process: regulation of GTPase activity; negative regulation of cell adhesion; regulation of cell migration. Bases 108 to 4646 code for a protein of 1512 amino acids. Gene Ontology annotation, cellular component: plasma membrane; semaphorin receptor complex. The transcript is spliced from 31 exons. The record is from RefSeq and is a predicted model, not a curated record. Gene Ontology annotation, molecular function: protein binding; semaphorin receptor activity.
UGCGCUUUUACGCACGACUCCACCACAGUCCGAGUCCACGGUGCCAUGCAGGGCGCACUUUCAGGGCGCACUUUCAGGACGCUUUCCAGUUUUCCAGCUGCCAGAAGAUGCUUCUGCUAGUCGGUGUGCUCUUUAUUUUCUGCGCUGAGCAGAGUCGGUGUCAGGGGAAGGAUGAAGACUUUACUUUGGAGGGAGACCUCCGCCACUUCGCCGUGGCCUCCGACACUAUUUACAUCGCCACGGAGAAGACUCUGUACCAGCUGAGCCAUGACCUGACCCAGGUCCGCAAUGUGUCCCAGAGAGGAGUUCUGGUGAACGGGGAAGACAAUGAGAACGCCGAGUUUCACCGAGUUUCAGAGACUGAUGUGUGGAACGCGACUUUCAGUGUGAAUGUGUUGUUGCCGUUUGUUGUUAAUAACAGUGUGAUCAUCUGUGGUCUUAUUGACAACGGCUGUGGAUACUGUGAGAUCCUGAAGGCCACUAACAUCUCUGAGGUCCUAUACAGGGAGUACAUCCUAGUGGGGUCCUCCAUGAACAGAAGCGCGUCCGUGGCAUUCCUGGGGACAGUGAAGGAGACACGAAACCAGACUUACAUUCUGACCGCCUCACAACAAGCCACUUCCACAGAGGCCAGAUGCACCAGUGGUUUGGAAUCAAUAGUGUUCCUCCAUAACACAAAUGAUGGUCAGUUUGGAAGAAUUUUCUCCUCUACCUCCAGUAAACCUCCAGGACCCGUCAAGAACAGAGGGGAAAGUUACGCAAAGUUCGUGGACGGAUUUCAGAUCGGUUUCGUCUUUUAUCUUUUCUCCAACGUGCCUUUAGAGGACAACGGUAAUAGAGUGAGACUCAUUUGGCUCAACGGAACCAUGUCCAAGAGUGAAACCAUAAAGUCACUGCGAGGAACGACUCUGAUCCCCGGCACAGGGGCUGGUGGCAGCAGACUGUUGGCCUCCUCCCUGAUCCCGGGAGGUCCACAGGUGCUGUGGAGCGGUGUGUUCACUGUGGACGGACAGAACACUGACACUGUGCUGGUGGUGUUUGACAUCAGCCCUAAAGGAGAGUCUGAAAAAGAUCCAGACUUCUGCACUGAGGGGGACUGUAGUGGAAAUGUUCAGACUCGGAGUCCAGAGACAGUGCUCUUCCGUCAGAACAACAUGACUUCUGUGCUGGCAGUGAGGCAGAGGGACUUUGUGGUUUUUUUCAUUGGAACAGGAGAUGGGCAGCUCAUCAAGUUUGCAAUGGACAAGAACUAUCGCACGUCCUGCCCCAGGGUGCUCUACAGAUCGAAUGAUGAUCGCAAAGUGCUCCCCGGAUUACACCUGGAUGAGGUCGAUCGUAGACAUGUUUAUGUGCCGUUUAAAAACCAGAUGAAGCGUAUACCUGUGACCACAUGCAACGAAUACGAAUCUCUGCGGGACUGCUGGUCUGCUCAGGAUCCACACUGUAUUUGGUGUAGCUCUACACAAAGAUGUACAUUUGAGGUCGACUGCAAUGGUACAGAGUGGUUAGGAAUUCCUGAUGAUUUCCAACAGCAGAAACUGGUUUCCUACAAAACUGAAAGAAGCCCAUCUGGCCAGAUCACACUCAAAGUCCAGACACACCUGACCGUGGGACAAGGGGCAGUCACACCCUUUGCCUGUCAGUACCCUGUAAAGGUCCCACUUUGCAGCAGGGAAAGCCCUCCAAACUUCCCUCAGUGCACCUGCAUCCUCUCUAAUAGUACACUUCCUGUUGGAGGUGUACGAGUGCCAGUAAGAAUCAGACUGGGGAGGUCAGACCUACUGGAACAUCUGAACCUGACAAACUGCCCAAACAUCACAGGACCUCCUACUGCUGACCUGUGUCGACAGUGUAUCAAGGCUGGAUGUGGCUGGAGCUCGAAUCACUGCACCUGGGCAAAUCAAGGAUCUACCAAUGCCAGCAUCUGCCAAACAAUUCAGUCGGGGAUGAACAUAACUAAGCCAGAGAUACACUCCAUCUCCCCCAGUGUUGUGUCUUUCUAUGGUAGAAACCGUGCAGUGUUGUCGGGUCGUAACCUCGGACAGGUGACCAGAGUGAGGAUCCAGGGGAACAUGGACUGUAGUCCACAAGAAUCUCCUGUGUUGGACAGAACAGAUGUGAAUCUGAUAUUCCACAUUCCCACUGCAAAUAAUAAAGCUUCUGUCAAAGUAUGCGUUGUCCUCCCAGAUGGAAGUUGUGUGGGUAACGCUAGCAUUACCUACCUGUCCUCACCGUCCUGUACUGACCUCACACCAAACAGUGCAUGGCUCAGUGGAAAGAGAAAUAUUACAGUAAAGGGACCCUAUAUGGAGUUAGUGGAAGGAGUGAUACACAGCCACGCCAAGAACAAUAUGUUGCUUCCACUGAGCUUCAACUCUACGCAACUAACUUAUGGCACACCUGAGGCUGGAAGUGCUCUUACCUCAACUGUGUAUCUGAAAGUAGCCAACGAGACCUUGAAUUGCUCUAAAACCAUCACCUACUACCCAGACCCAGUGUUCACCGACUUCACUCCCACACUGACAGGGAGCGAUGUCAGCAUCAACAUCCAGAAAAAGGCUGACAAACUGGAUGUGACAAUUGCAGAGCUAUCUGUGUGGGGUGUUAAUUAUGGAAAACAAUACGAGUGUAAAAUAGAAGACAAAGAAACAAACAACGACACUGACUUUUUCAUCUGUGAGAUUAAAAACCCACAGGUCAUGGAAUUUCAGUAUUUACUGAUUAAAUAUGGCGACAAAGAAGUAAUACUGAAGCCCAAAUCCUCAUAUCUCCUUCUGAUACUGCUUGUCCUUCUGCUUAUACCCUGCAUUAUUAUUGCGGUGGUGAUUAUCUACAGAAGGAAACAGAACCAGCUCACCACUAAAAUGAACGAUCUGAUGGAAAAUCUGGAGCUUGACAUCAGGAAUGACAUCCGACAAGGUUUUAUCGAGCUACAGACAGAAAAAGCCGACCUGCUGGAAAACGUUGGUGCGAUUCCUUUCCUCGACUAUAAACACUUUGCCUCCAGAAUCUUUUUUCCUGAGAGUGAAGCUUUGAUGGCGUCAUGUAUUAAAGACAUUGGACAGGACGCAGAGAAGGUUCACCUUGAUGAGUGUUGCCAUGGCCUGUCCAGACUGAUCCAGGACCAGCUCUUCCUUACCUCCAUGGUGCACACUUUAGAGGAGCAGAAGAACUUCACCAUUAAGGACAAGUGCACGUUGGCGUCUCUGCUGACUGUUGCACUCCACAGCAACUUGUCGUACCUAACGGAGGUGAUGGAGUCUCUACUGAAGGAUCUGAUGCAACAGAACAGCAACACUCAGCCCAAACUGCUGCUGCGGCGUACUGAGUCUAUAGUGGAGAAGCUGCUGACCAACUGGAUGUCCAUCUGCCUCUAUGGUUUCCUCCGAGAAAAUGUCGGCCAGCACCUGUUCCUGAUGGUGAGUGCUCUCACGCAGCAGAUCUCCAAAGGGCCGGUGGACUGUGUGACAGAGAAAGCUCUGUACACACUCAGUGAGGAUUGGCUGCUGUGGCAGGCUCAGGACUUCAGCUCCCUGAAGCUGAAGGUGCUGUUUGCAGUGGGCACUGACGGUGAGGUCAGCGAGCCUCUGGAGGUCGAUGCCCUCACCUGUGACACCAUAGAACAGGUCAAAGAGAAAAUCCUGUCCACUUUUAAGGCCAAGUUCGGUUUCCCUUACAACACACCACUCAGGGACACUGAUAUUGAGUUUGAGAAGGAUGGUUCAUUCGUUCGUCUUGAAGAAGUGGAUGCGAGCUCAGAAGUCCUGGGGGAUGUGACGAUGCUGAACACACUGAAGCAUUACAAGGUAACUGAUGGAGCAAAGAUCAAAGUACUCUCUAAGAAAACGCAUCCUCCACUGAGCCCUCAGGGAAGUCUGAAAGACGAUAAGGACUUUUCCGGAAAAUACUUCCACUUGAUUGACCCUGAUGUAGACGAGGACCAAAGAAAGAACCCAGAAAGGAAGAAGUUAAAGUUGAAGGAAGUACACCUCACUAAGCUGCUGUCAACAAAGGUGGCGGUACAUUCAUUUGUGGAGAACCUGUUCAGGUGUAUCUGGGGGAUGCAGCAUAACAAAGCACCGCACGCCAUCAAAUACUUCUUUGACUUCCUGGAUGCUCAGGCUGAAAACAUGAAAAUCACUGAUCCAGAUGUUCUGCACAUCUGGAAGACCAACAGUUUACCGCUACGCUUCUGGGUGAACAUCCUGAAGAACCCGCAGUUUGUUUUUGACAUGGAGAAGACUCCACAUUUAGACGGCUGCUUGUCCGUCAUCGCCCAGGCCUUCAUGGACUCCUUCUCCCUCAGUGACAUCCAGCUGGGAAAGCAUACACCUACCAACAAACUCCUCUACACCAAAGACAUUCCAAAGUUUAAACAGGAAGUGAAGCUUUACUACAAGCAGAUUCGGGAGCAGCAGCCAAUCACAGCGUCAGAAUUUAAGGACUUCCUGCUCUUAGAGUCAAAGAAACAUGACAACGAAUUCAAUGAAGCUGAAGCCCUGAGAGAGCUCUACAAAUUCAUACAGAAAUACUUCACAGAGAUCCAGGAGAAGCUGAACCAGAAUGGUGCUCCCUCAGAGCUAAAAGAGCAACUACAUCAUGUGAAAGACUUGUUUGAUGGACUGAAGAGCUGCUCAUGGAACUGAUCCAGGGAACCUUUCACUGGCAUGAGUAAUGAUCCCAAAGCCUAGAAAGCUACGGUAAAAGUAAAUCUCCUAGAAAGCAGUUGGAAGAGAACACCCCAUGGACACAAGAUUAAAACCACAGUUAUCUGAGACAGUAGAAAAUACAGUCUUUAUAAAUAUUGUGCAAACAUGUACAUUAAAACCCUGAGGAAAUCAGCACAUUUUAGAUCAAAUUAAUCAUCAUAAAACCUGGCGUCACAUCAGUGCUCUUAAUACCAAAAUUUAUAGACAAAAAAAAAAAAAAAAAUCUGUUGAUCAGUGGUCGGG